Messenger RNA from Dibothriocephalus latus, 333 nucleotides. The record is from the annotation of a GenBank genome assembly. Lineage: Eukaryota; Metazoa; Platyhelminthes; Cestoda; Diphyllobothriidea; Diphyllobothriidae.
AUGAUGGCCCGCGCCUUUGCGACCACCGUUGCGGAAUUGGAAAAUGAACUGGCCAAACUCAUUCAAGAUGGGAGCAUUAAGGCGCGUAUCGAUUCGCACCGACAACUCCUCUGCGCGUUGAAUGUUGACCAGCGUUGUUCCACCUUCGCUAACGCCAUUCGCAUCGCCGACGAAUGUCACCUCCGUUGUCAGGCGGCAAUCCUGCGCUCCAAUCUCAUUCGGCACGGUCUGGCCGCUAAGCAACCUAUACCCUACGAGAUGCGCACAAUGCUCCAGCCGCCGGCGAGGUGGAGAGGUGGCAUGUCUCGUGCAGAGCACAGUGAGGCCGUCUAG